This is a messenger RNA of Setaria italica (foxtail millet), 940 nucleotides long. RefSeq lists its product as uncharacterized. Bases 204 to 743 code for a protein of 179 amino acids. The record is from RefSeq and is a predicted model, not a curated record. The transcript is spliced from 2 exons. Lineage: Eukaryota; Viridiplantae; Streptophyta; Magnoliopsida; Poales; Poaceae.
ACGCUGACACGCAUAGGAAAAGACUCUACAUUCUACAAAUACCCUCGAGACCUCGACCGGCCGACGCCCCGCUCGUCUCGUUGAGCAUCAUCCGCCGGACCACGAGCCCUGCGCGCGGCUGUGCUCCCCGCCGAGUCGAUUGGUCGCCGCCGACAACACGACCCGUCCGCCGCCGCUCCAACCGGGAGCCCGCCACCGCCGUCAUGGGCAAAAUUGGUAACUUCUUUGCUAAGAUCAUCAGAUUCAGGGAUGGACCGACCGCAUCCGCUGGCAGCGCCGAGAGCCCGUUCACUGCUCUGGUGGUCGCGCUCCUGACGUACGACACCGCCGUCAUGAUCGGGAUCCUCGCCGAGUCCAAGGACACCAUCGCCGGCUGGAACACCGCGACGGAAGUGGCGUACCUCGCCAUGGUGGUGGUGACCUGCGCCUUGAUAGGGGUCGGUUUCAUGGCGGGAGCCGGGUGCCCCGCCGCCGCCGCCUCCGCCGCCAAGCGGCUCGUCGGGGACCCCAGCUUCGUCUCGCCGUUCUGCGCGAGGUUGGGCGCGAUCCUCGCCAGCGCCCUGCUCGUCGUCACUAUCUCCUGCAAGUUUGAGCCGUGGGGAUGCACCGCCGGCGUACCGUCCGCCGCCGUGGUGGCGUGCGUCAUGGCGGCGGUCUGGGUGUGGGCGGAGCCUGGAGCGCGUGGCGCCGUCUGCGGCUGCUGGAGCCGCGUCAGGGGUCUCGGCAUCUCCCAGACAAAGUAAAGGCACCCAGCAGCGUCACCUCAAAAUAAUGGCUCAUGAGGAUUGUAAUUAACGAAUUCUUUGGUGGCCAUUUAUAUUUUUUCCCCAUGGGUUUGAACCGUUGUUGUAAAUUUGUCACUAUGAAUCAAAAUCACGGCCCUUAUCGACUUACUGUACAUGAGCCUGAAAUGUUGAAAUAUCAUUUUGGUCGCGAUAUA